UUAACCCCGGAGAUGUUGGCAACUUAUGAUGGAAGCGAUCCUUCAAAGCCAAUCUACAUUGCUAUCAGUGGAAUAGUGUAUGACGUUUCAGAAGGGAAACCUUAUUAUGGCAAAGGUGGUAGUUAUAGCUUUUUUGCUGGAAAGGAUGCAACCCGAGCGUACAUCACUGGUUGCUUUGAAACAGAUCUGACUCACGACUUGCGAGGAUUAUCUGAUGCACAGAUUGAAUCGCUAUCUACAUGGGUUGAUUUUUAUGGAGAUCAUAAAAAGUAUUUCAAGGUGGGAAGAGUGGAAAACCCACCCAUUGACCCAGCCUCACCUGAACCAGCACCAUGCAAAGAAUGA
Molecule: messenger RNA, 345 nt
Organism: Batrachochytrium dendrobatidis JAM81
Lineage: Eukaryota; Fungi; Chytridiomycota; Chytridiomycetes; Rhizophydiales
Exons: 4
Cellular component (GO): membrane; endomembrane system
Source: RefSeq, a predicted model, not a curated record